UGGUACGAGACACUGACCCUGCAGAGCCAGCUCCGGCACCGCUUCCCCGAGCUCGCCGACCCCGACACCUACUACGGCUUCAGGUUCUGCCACCAGCUGGAUUUCUCCACCAGCGGGGCCCUGUGUGUCGCUCUCAACAAGGCAGCAGCGGGAAGUGCCUACAAGUGUUUCAAGGAGCGGCUGGUGACCAAAGCCUACCUCGCCCUGGUGAGGGGCCACGUCAGCCAGAGCCGGAUGACGAUCCGCUAUGCCAUCGGGAAGAACACCACGGAGGGCAGGACCCACAUGAUGUGCAUCGACGGGACAGAGGGCUGUGAAAAUCCCAAGCCUUGCCAGUCGGAGCUGAUCGUGCUGGAGCACGGAUCCUACAGCGGAGACCCUGUGACCAAAGUGCUGCUGCAGCCUCUGACAGGGCGGACUCACCAGCUGCGGGUUCACUGCAGUGCUGUCGGUCACCCCAUCGUGGGGGACUUCACGUACAGCCUGGGCCAGGACAGCAGCCCCUACAGGAUGAUGCUCCACGCCUACUACCUGCGCAUCCCCGCGCGCGGGGAGCUCAUCGAGGUGUGCGCGCCCGACCCCUUCGUCCCCGCCAUGGACGGCAACUGGGAGCCCCAGCGCGUCACCCGCCGGCUGGAGGACACCAUCCAGGAGCUCAAGGACAAGGUCAGAGGACACGAGCCCCUUGCUGCUCACCUGGACAAGUCCUGGCUUGAUCCCACGGUGUGGCUCGUGGUCCCACAGUGUGGCUCCUGGCUGGCAGGUUUCCAGAGGGUGCCAGAGGAAGGUCCUUUGGGUGGACAGUUUGGGAAGGCUCUGGAGCAGUAGGAAAUGGAUGAAGCUGAAAAAAAGACUGAUGUGGUGGCUCAGCUCCGCUGGCGCUCAGCUUUGCAAGAUUCCAAGAAGAGUUUCUCUGGAAGUGCCCUUGCUUUGCUGGUCAUCCUGCUUUGCUUUCCCUUUUCCACCCUGCUCGUCCUCUCCAGCCCUUGGAGGACAUUUGGAAAUGAGGAGAACAGGACAGCUGGGGAGGGACAGAGGGGCUGGAGCCCACUGCACACACAUCCCCAUCCCGGGGGCGUCGGCACAUCAGUGUGUGCCCAGAGUUGUUGUCACCCCACCAGCCCCAUCCCAUGGAAAAUGCACCUGACAGGGGUUUCACACAACUGACAUUCCCACUCUGAGGGGGAAUAAAAUGUCACAGCUCUCUCCCUGUGGGUGAACAUACCCUGCAGGUCACUGAAAUCCCGGGGGGAAUUGCAUCACCCAUCCCUUGUGUCCCUGGGUGCAAGUUCACUGUGCUUUUGUGUCUUGGUGGGGAUGGCUCUGAGGUGCCAGCCCUGGGCUCAGGGUGGGUUGGAGGAGCGGGAGACCCAUCUCCUUCCUCCCAAGCCCCCUCCCUGCCCAUCCCAUGUCCCAGGAGUGGCCGGGAAGGGAGAGGCAGCCGCGGGCAGGUCCCGGAGCUGUAAAUUACCCUCAUGAACCUGUUUGCCAAAGAAUGAAGGGGGGUGACGUGCACGGGAGGUGCUGAAAAGUGCCAGGGGAGAUUUACAUGUCACGGGUGGGACACAGCCUGCCCUUCCCACUGGGAACAUCCGGGAUGGGGUGGAGCACUGGGGUGGGAUGUGGGGACGCUGAUGGACCAUCCCUGCUGGGGGCUGUGUGGAGGAGCCCCCUCCCCAGCACCCAUCAGCCUUCGUGUGCUGCACUUAUAACCAACACCACAGAGACCAGAGAUAAAUAGGUGUUUUCCUUACCCUGCAGAGAGUGUUUUCCAGGUGCCCUUCCUGGCAUCCCUUCCUGCUCCCUCCUCUCUGCCGGCACUGCCACAGGGCGUUGGCUGCGAAUCCCCCGGUGCUGGGGUGUGUGUUGUGAUGUUCUGUGCACUUGGCAGUACCCGUGUUGUUGCCUCUCACUGUAUUAAACGUGUCUCUGCCCUUCG
Molecule: messenger RNA, 1939 nt
Organism: Lepidothrix coronata (blue-crowned manakin)
Lineage: Eukaryota; Metazoa; Chordata; Aves; Passeriformes; Pipridae
Gene: RPUSD1
Product: RNA pseudouridylate synthase domain containing 1
Exons: 6
Biological process (GO): pseudouridine synthesis
Molecular function (GO): pseudouridine synthase activity; RNA binding
Source: RefSeq, a predicted model, not a curated record